Malaya genurostris is the source of this 2926-nucleotide messenger RNA. It is a transcript of the gene Clamp, whose product is annotated as zinc finger protein 600. The coding region runs from base 344 to 2098 and encodes 584 amino acids. The transcript has 9 exons. Gene Ontology annotation, cellular component: nucleus. Gene Ontology annotation, molecular function: RNA polymerase II cis-regulatory region sequence-specific DNA binding; DNA-binding transcription factor activity, RNA polymerase II-specific. Lineage: Eukaryota; Metazoa; Arthropoda; Insecta; Diptera; Culicidae. The record is from RefSeq and is a predicted model, not a curated record. Gene Ontology annotation, biological process: regulation of transcription by RNA polymerase II.
CAUCGCAUCGUUUGCCAGGUCAAAAAGUAAAAAGCGAGCAAGUUAGGUGGCCAAAGAUUUUUUUCUUCCAUCUCAUCUAGUGAGUGACCGCCAUUAAAGCGAGACAAAAGAUUGCAAAGUGCUAUUUCUACGUGCGUGGUGCAAAAGUGAAUCGUAAAUAAGUGGAUUUUAGCGGGACUGCCAACGUUCCGAAUCGGGCACCGUUUGCUGCAGCUUCCAUAAGGAACCGUUUACGGCCAGAUUGGGCCAGUUCCGUGCUGGUUUACCAGAUUUUUUCUUCGGCUGACCAGUUACAACAAAAGGCUUCAAAAUUGAGGCCACGGGAGCAUUUACCGGACCUAUCAUGUUCACUACUAACAACAUCCAGGCCGGUACACCGGUCGGGAUACAGUACCAGACGACUACGGCGGAUGUAAGCAAACAGGUCAAAAUUGACGGACAGAAAGCGACCCAGCAGACACCGGAGUUUUCUACGUUCUAUGCUAACGUCAAUAUGAUACAGAAGUUGACACCGACGUCGCAGGCUCUUAGCACAGUGAAUCUGGCCCAGCUAGCAGACGACACGAAGACCGUACAGUAUUUGCAGCCGUUCAGUUAUGCGAACUGUGCCCUUGUCAAUCAGAUGCAGAUUCCGAAUGGUGUUACUGGAAUAACCGUGGACGGCCGACAAUUGGUGGUUAAUAAACCGAUCGCCAAUACUAUCUCCAACAUAAGCUUCAAGUGCGAUGUGUGCGGAUUGAUGUUUAACCAUUUAACUUUGCUGAACCAUCAUAAGCGAACUCACAAUCAGGAUGGGGAAUCAACCUCGGAUGCCAUUACUGUUGUAACACAACCGCAGAAUCUUGUACAGGCACAGAACAUCAUUUCAGAAACGGGCCAAAAUCUUGGUCAGAUACAGAUUGUUGCCACAGAAGCAUUGGACCCAGCCCCGCAAUCAGUUCAGCAACAAUUGGAACAACAACAUCAACAACAACAGCAGCAGCAGCAGCAACAACAACAACAACAACAACAGCAACAACAACAACACCAACAGCAACAGCAUCAACAAGUGGUCCACGUGACUCAUGUUAAACAGGAAAAGAUACAGAAAUGUAUCACCUGUGGAGGGCCCAUCCAGAACAACCCCAAACGCAAGGGCCCGAAGUUAAUUCGUUGCGAAACUUGCAUCAGCAACGAUAACGCCCACAAUGUGGCCAGACCAACGCAAAUCUUCGUCGCCCCAGAUGGUGACAUCAAGUUCGAGAUCGGUGAAAUUCCCAACGCCUCGAGCAGUAACUCGUCGAUGGAAUCGUUGAUGCCGACGCAGAUUACCACCAUCAAAACCGAACAUAACCCAGCCCCGGCCGCGAUGGCGGCACAUCCGGUCAAAAAGCGAAAUCUGGCCACCGUCACCAAAUGCAACAAGUGCAACGGAUCCGGUGUGAUAAUCGUCGGCGGUCAGAAGAAGCAUUUACACCAGAACGCAAAUGCCGUUCAUCAGCAUCAGGCACAAGAAAAGCCAUUCACGUGCAAUACCUGCGGAGGACGCUUCUCGCGCUAUUCCAGUCUGUGGUCGCACAAGAAACUGCACUCCGGUGAAAAGAACUAUAAAUGCGGAAUUUGCGGGAUUGCGUUCGCUAAGGCGGUCUACUUGAAGAAUCAUACUCGGAUACAUACCGGAGAAAAGCCGUACAAAUGCGGAACUUGUGGAAUGCAGUUCUCGCAGUCUCCCCAUUUGAAAAAUCACGAAAGAACGCACAGCGGUGAAAAGCCAUACGUUUGUGAGGUAUGCGACAAAGGUUUCGCCCGUCAUGCCACGCUCUGGAACCAUCGUCGUAUCCACACCGGUGAGAAACCCUACAAGUGUAAUCGGUGUCAAUCAGCAUUCAGUCAAGCUGCUCAUUUGAAGAAUCACGAAAAGGUUCAUUCUGGAUUGAAACCGUUCAAAUGUGACAUUUGUUCAGCGGCAUUCGCUGAUCGAUUCGCUCUGAAGCGGCAUCGGGGAAUUCAUGAGAAAUACGGUCAAACCGCCCCGUUGCAUCAAAAUCAGAUCGUUCACAAGGAGGAAAUAAUCGAAAUGGACGAGAGAUCCGGUGAAGUGGUGAUAAAUACUAUGUAAGCACGCAAAUUUCGAGCAUGGAUUGAUCGAUGAUUGAAUUCGGGCGUCAGCCAUAUCCAUCGGAAUUGUCGGACUACUAUCGCCGGACGCGUUUGCUAAACAGUGAUUCUUUAUUUUUGUUUGUUUUGGUACUAAACAUUGAACAGAGUUAGUCAGAUUGUAGGGUAAUUUUUUAAUGUUCACCUUCAUAGAAAUCGGUGAACUCAAUUGUGAAGUUCACGUUCGAGCAACAACAUUAUUUCGAAGCCAUAUUUAAAACAUUUGCGUAAUUGUUUAUUUUAAUUUCUAACUUCGAUAAUAGUGAUAAAUGAUUUUUAAUCGAAUAUGAAUAAAAGAAACUUGAUGAAAAGUUUUAAGGAGAUAUCAAUAGUUUUAUUGCAGAUUUUUCAGAUGUAAAGUAUUUCACAUUUGGUGCGUGUUAUGUGUAUCAGAACUAACUUACUGCUGAACACUUCUGUAAGAUAAUGAUGAAACUGGAACCACACAGCAAACAUAGAUUUAUAGAUAUAGAUCUAAUUUAAUCUUCGAUAAGCGAUCGUUGUAUAUAGGAUCAAUAUGAAUGAUGAAUCGCGAAGUGCAGUUUCCAGAUUUGUUUUCGUUCAUAGUCUAAGUUCUUAUAUUCGAUAUAAUAUCCUUUAGUACAGUUUACCACAUAAGCUAUUCUUGAAUUCGUUGGCUGACAGCGACGAAAUUAGCAGCAGUCGUACAAAUUAGCUUUGGAAUAUAGACUAUAGCCUUAUUAUUUCCAUUUUUGUACAUACAACUAAUACUGUUCAUUCUGUUUUCAAGUUAAUGUAUAAAUGGCAAUACAUUUUCAAAAUAAAGUUA